Messenger RNA from Tarenaya hassleriana, 2186 nucleotides. Its product is annotated as mitochondrial import inner membrane translocase subunit TIM14-2-like. Gene Ontology annotation, biological process: protein import into mitochondrial matrix. Gene Ontology annotation, cellular component: PAM complex, Tim23 associated import motor. The record is from RefSeq and is a predicted model, not a curated record. The coding region runs from base 550 to 1953 and encodes 467 amino acids. Gene Ontology annotation, molecular function: ATPase activator activity; protein binding. The transcript has 6 exons. NCBI's taxonomy places the organism in Eukaryota, Viridiplantae, Streptophyta, Magnoliopsida, Brassicales, Cleomaceae.
GGAUUUAUUCAUAAACUAAGAUAACAAAAUCAUACUUUCACAAAAUGGUAAUAUAUACGUAUACGUAUUUCUAAUAUGUAUUUCGUUUUUUUCACUGUUAAGGAAAAUGUGAUAUUAAAAUGGACCGACGGAGAGAAAAAGGUCUCUCCGUAUAAUAGAUAAAAAUAUUAUGUGUUUGAUAAAAUAUCCAUAUCCCUAUUAUCAAAAUAUUAAUUUCCUAAUAUAGGCGUGUACCAUCGAGUGGGACCCACUUUAAGCCUAGUGGCCCAAUCAGUGGGCUCACACGCACACGUUACAUACGGUUACACAUUCCCUGACCCGAAUUCCUCUCUCCCUCUCAAUCGUGAAUUCGUGAUUAUGUGACGGGAUUUUUUCUCGGCUUCAGCGAAAAUCCAAAUACGCCAAUUCGAAUUCUCUCGUUUUCAUUUCCGAUGAAGUUGCUGUGAAGCUUUUGGCGAUUGAGAACAAGUUUUUGAGUCCAUAACGACCUUUUCUUCUUCCAGAUCUUGGUUUACUGUCUCUUACAGGAUCACACAGGGCAAGGACGGGAUGGGUAAGAAAGGGAAAUGGUUUUCUAACUUAAAGAAGGCUUUCAGCCCAGAUUCAAUGAAAUUCAGACAUAACGUGCCUCAGUAUCAUAAUGGUGUCAUCUCUGACCCUGUCUUGGUGGAGACCGUCAAAACAUCUCCUCCUCCUUUUGAGGUGAUUGUUGUGCAGAACAAGAACGAGUGUUCUUCCUCAGCCGAUGUUUCUGCUUCUGCAGCUGCUGAUAUUCCUGAAGUUUCAUCUCAGUCUGCCUUAGAGGUUGUUAAUUGUGCUAAGCCUGCUCAUAUUACUGGGAAGUCGAUUGACGAAGCAGCAACUAUCAUGAUUCAGACAGCAUUUAGGGGCUAUUUGGCAAGAAGAGCAUUGCGGGCCUUGAGGGGUCUGGUCAGACUUAAGUCACUGAUGGAAGAACCUGUCAUGAAACGACAAGUCGCAAAUACCCUUAAGUGUAUGCAGACUCUCUCUCAUGUUCAAUCACAGAUCCAAACAAGGAGAAUUAGGAUGUCAGAAGAGAACCAGGCUCGCCAGAAGCAACUCCUUCAGAAGAAUGCCAUAGAGCUCGCCAACUUGAGGAAUGGGGAUGAUUGGGAUGAUAGUUUGCAGUCAAAGGAACAGGUCGAGGCCAAUAUUCUGAGCAGAUAUGAGGCAGCGAUGAGAAGGGAAAGGGCAUUGGCUUAUGCAUACUCUCAUCAGCAAACCUGGAAAAACAACACGGGUUAUGCAAACCCCACUUUGUUUAUGGAUCCAAGCAACCCGACCUGGGGCUGGAGCUGGUUGGAGAGGUGGAUGGCCGGCCGUCCAUGGGAGAGUCCUGAGAAGAAAAACGACAACAACGAUGACCGAAAUUCAUUGGUUAAGAGUUCUAUAAAUCAGAACAAUCCCAGAGUAGAGAUUACGAAAUCUGUCGCCCGCAGUAAACUCAACAGUAGUUCAGCUCAACCGAAUACCCCAUCAUCGGCCAGAGCCCCGAGGAAGAAGAACAACUUCCUCGCCCCUCCGACACCUUCCCGGAUAAACCCGUCUUUUAGAAAAUCCAAGAACACGAAGCCAUCUAGCCCCGACGAUGAUGCCCAAAGUAUGGUGUCAAUGAAUUCUGGGAAGAACCCUAGGCGCAGCAUUGCAGGGUCUUCAUCAUCAUCAUCUCCAUCAUCGUUAUCCGUCAGAGACAAUGAGAGCCUGGCUAGCUCACCAGCCCGAGCCAAGCUCAAGCCUCAGGGAAAUGGAAAUAGAAAUGGUGGUUCGGACAAGGCAAAGGCAACAGUGAAGAAGCGGCUCUCCUACCACUCGGGCUCCUCCCCUGCGCCCCCCAGGCCGAGGCGAUUUUCGGCUCCUCCAAAGGUGGAGAAUGGCAGGUUAGACAUGGAGAUUGCCGUUAACAACAGAGGAAGGAAGCUUGAGGUAAAAUAAUGUUUGAAAGAGAUAUCUGAGAAUACGUCCCGCCACGCAUGCCGUCCUGGACCUGGAGGAUGCGAGAUUCAUUUGUGCAGUGUAAGCGUCCCUCAUUUAUUUUAUUAUUAUUUUUAUUGUUGUUAUUAUUACCUUUUUUUUCUGUUAUUUAUUUAUUUUCGGAGUCUGAUAAAUUCAAGAUCUGUUAUACUGAAUCUUGUAAUUGCUUUUAAUAUGCUCGAUUACUUUUGUCA